Cetraspora pellucida is the source of this 549-nucleotide messenger RNA. The record is from the annotation of a GenBank genome assembly. NCBI's taxonomy places the organism in Eukaryota, Fungi, Glomeromycota, Glomeromycetes, Diversisporales, Gigasporaceae.
AAAUCAAGAAACACAGCCAAGAGCAAAAAUGAAAACACAACAUCUGAAGACUCGACAGAGACUAUUACUGCUUUAAAAAGCCAAGAAAUUCAAGAACCUGUUAUAGAUAUUGAGAUACCAACAGACAGCAGCAUAACAAGAAUGGAACACACAGCUUAUGAAGACAAUCAAUUAGAAAACCUUGUUAAUAAUAUCAAGCAGAUGAAUGAAAAUACAGUAUUACAAACAUCAGAAGAAGGGCUUUUAAAUAUCAAGAAGCAAAAACAAAAUUUUGCCUUUAAAAACAUAUCAGAAUGGCUCCUAGCAUUCAAAGCAUACAUGGAUGAAGUUCUUAUAAUUUAUGAUAACUGGGAGCAAGAAUUGAACUCAUAUAAAGAUCACAUAAAUGAAUUAUGUAUCAGAUACAAAUUUUCAGCUAUAAUGGGAUAUAAUGAGGACUGCAGAGUUGUAUUGGUUAUGAAUCAGAACACAACAUUAACAGACAGAGACAUAGAGGCUGAAGGUAAAAAUCUCAAUACUACAGCUGUGAAAAGAAUUAAAGAAGAAUAG